Molecule: messenger RNA, 882 nt
Organism: Paramecium sonneborni
Lineage: Eukaryota; Ciliophora; Oligohymenophorea; Peniculida; Parameciidae
Source: the annotation of a GenBank genome assembly
AUGAACUUUAAAUAAAAAAAUAAUCGACUAACAAAAGUUUAGUUUUACUAUGAAUAAACAUAAUAAAGAAGAAGGAAAUAAGGCACAAAAAAUUUCAAAACUUAUUAAUUAUUUCAGUCUCCUUAAAAAAGUUCAAGAAUAAUUAGAAAAACUAAAUUUGAUAUAAGUUCAUAAAAAUUAGGUAAUUCUAGUUGUUGUUGUUCUGAUUGUGGGAAAGAAUCUAAUUUUAAAUAGAGAAUUUUCAAAAUUUACAUAUUUACGGAGACAUAAUAAAUGAAAAAAGAGUAGUAAAAAGAGUAAUAAAUAUUGGAUCGUUACAGAAAUUCUAAAUAUAUUAAAACUUUUAAGAAACUUGUUUAUUGUUUGAUUUUUAUAAUCAGAUAUAAGAUAGUUUAAAAUAUCAGGUAUAGAUAAAGAUAAAGAAUGAAAAAAGCAUUUAAAACAAGAAUAGAUAAUCCAAGAUUGACAUUUCUUAAUGUAUUGUAAAUUGCAACUAAAUAAUUUCAUGUAAGUCCUAAAUUUAAAUCGGCUACUAACUUUGAAUAUGUCUAUAGCUAAAAUAUUACAGUAGUAAACUCUCCUUAAGAUUCAGAUGAAGAAUUUUAUCAUCUAAAACCAAAAAAAUCUUUAGUACAUAAAUUCACUUCAGAUGAAUAAUGCAUUCAAAAGAAAUUAUCAAAAUCUCAAAAAAAACUUUAUUUAAUUACUGGAUUAAAUUCAGUUUUAAAUUAAUAUGUUACAAAGAAAUUAAACAAAUCUACUUAAUAAUUUAACAAUUAGCAAUAAUAAAAAACAUUACCUCCUUUACUUUCUAAGCAUACUUCUCCUAGAUAAAAUUAAUCUACUUAUUUACCUAAUAUUAGGUUAAAAUAAAUUAAUUGA